UCCGUUUAGUUGUAAGAAAAUGUUGAUUAGUUGUUUCAUCCUGUUGCUAGCUGGUACAGUGACGUCACUGCAGCAAGGCUGGCUCGACCGUAUGGUGGCUUACCACAAGAAGAAGUUCCUUCAGGAGUUCUCCAAACUUCCUCCACUUAUUGUGAGAGUCGAAAAGGCACCGCCCGGGUUCGUGGACUCGCCGAAAUGGGACCCAGACUCCGUCAUGCGACUUAUCAUGUUGGUCGAGGUGCUGGAUGCGCGACAAGCUAAGCAAGCGAUCAGGCGUGCCCUGUCUCCCUCUCGCCGGAUCUACCUACCACCGGGAAAGAACACCUUCGACCUGUUCCCUAGCUGGGGCAAGAACCACCCAAACAACUUCUACUACGAUGACAUGGUUCAAUACGACGACAAAAUGACGAACGCGCCUCAAGAUGACGUCGUGACAGAUGACACUGUUGUCUUCAUCUCUAAUCCUGUUGAAGCCCGCCUGCCUGCCUCGAUGAUCACCGUCAGACUGCUAAGGGAACUACUGGAGUCGCGCGCAGUCGGCCUGCGACAGAUGCCAUCCACACCGAAGCCUACAUUUACCUGGACAACCAAGUCACGUGACCCUAAUGAGACACCGAAAAAGGAAGCCGCUGGUAAGGAUGGUGAGAAAAAAGAUGGAGAAGCAAAGAAAGAAGGAGAGGAAAAGAAAGAAGAAGGAAAUAAAGAAGGAGAGGAAAAGAAAGAAGAAGAAAAGAAGGAAGAAGGAGAAGGAAAGAAAGAGGAAGCGGAGGGGAAGCCAGAGGGAGAAGAAGAGAAGAAAGAAGAAGAAGAAAAGAAAGAAGAAUAG
Leguminivora glycinivorella is the source of this 826-nucleotide messenger RNA. RefSeq lists its product as uncharacterized. The record is from RefSeq and is a predicted model, not a curated record. The transcript is spliced from 8 exons. Lineage: Eukaryota; Metazoa; Arthropoda; Insecta; Lepidoptera; Tortricidae. Bases 20 to 826 code for a protein of 268 amino acids.